AUGUGCGUGGAUGAGGAGUGGUGGAUCGAAACGCGGGUCCGAUCGGAGUGCACUGCCAUCUGUAUGAAGCUGGAAGACAGUGCAGACCCAGUUGUGCUACGUCUGCUAGAAUUCCCGGCGCAGUCCUGUGGCUAUCUUUUGAAUCACGUGCAGGAGCGAAAUGCGAUCCAGGCCCUCUUCGACACCAACGUGGAGUUUUGA
This is a messenger RNA of Penicillium argentinense, 201 nucleotides long. RefSeq lists its product as uncharacterized. The transcript has a single exon. The coding region runs from base 1 to 201 and encodes 66 amino acids. NCBI's taxonomy places the organism in Eukaryota, Fungi, Ascomycota, Eurotiomycetes, Eurotiales, Aspergillaceae. The record is from RefSeq and is a predicted model, not a curated record.